Astyanax mexicanus (Mexican tetra) is the source of this 7466-nucleotide messenger RNA. It is a transcript of the gene psme4b, whose product is annotated as proteasome activator subunit 4b. The record is from RefSeq and is a predicted model, not a curated record. Gene Ontology annotation, biological process: proteasomal ubiquitin-independent protein catabolic process. Gene Ontology annotation, molecular function: peptidase activator activity; proteasome binding. The transcript has 46 exons. The coding region runs from base 330 to 5867 and encodes 1845 amino acids. Gene Ontology annotation, cellular component: cytosol; nucleus; spermatoproteasome complex. Lineage: Eukaryota; Metazoa; Chordata; Actinopteri; Characiformes; Acestrorhamphidae.
GGGAGGGAGGCUCUGCUAUGCUACCCACCGCCAGUUGUGUGUCCAGUUCGUUAGCUAUGUGUGUGUCCAGGAAAGUGAAGGGAGACUCCUAGCUAUAUGUGGGUGACCCAGGCUAAUGUUACGCGUGUCAGAAGGAGCGAAUGAGCAACUUUCGUCCACGUGCUUGAGAGAUCGUGUCGACAAUAAACGAGUCGAGUUCUCGGGACGACAGACGGGGAGUCUCGGAUGUGUCAAUAAAAGAUUUGUCAGGGGAACUUGUCAAGGACUAAGAGGAUAGAUACUACAGCAAACAAGUCCAGGAGAGGAUCCAGCUAUUGGGGGAGUGUAAUAUGAAAAAGGACCAGGAGGACACCUUAGGUUUUGUCCCUCAGAAAGACAUUGUCUACAACAAACUCCUUCCUUAUGCAGACAAACUAGACAAUGAGUCUAAUAUCAUUUUGGCCAGCAUCAAGGGGAACUUGGCUCGGGCUGUCCAUCUCAGGGAGCUGUGGCCCGGAGUUCUCUUCUGGACGAGAAAACUCUCGACGUAUCUUCGUCUCUAUGGCAGAAAGUUCAGUAAGGAAGACCAUGUGCUCUUCAUUAAGCUCUUGUACGAGCUGGUCACCAUCCCUAAGCUGGAAAUCAGCAUGAUGCAGAGCUUUGCUCGACUCCUCAUCAAUUUACUCAAGAAAAAAGAGUUGCUGUCACAGGAUGACUUGGAGUUGCCUUGGAGACCCUUGUACGAGCUCUAUGAGAAGAUCCUUUACUCAAAAACCGAACAUCUUGGUCUCAACUGGUUUCCAAAUUGUCGAGCAGAAGCCUCCCCUAAACAAAAAAUGCUUAAUUAUGUUCGCAAGCGCUCUGUGGAGAAUGUGCUGAAGACAUUGGUGAAAAGCUGCAGAUUAUAUUUCCCAGUGUCUGCCACACAGGAGAUGUUAGAUGAAUGGCGGCCGUUGCUGUGCCCCUUUGAUGUCACCAUGCAGAAAGCCAUCAGCUACUUUGAGCUCUUCCUGCCCACAAUCAUGCCCCCAGAGCUACACGACAAAGGCUUCAAAUUAUGGUUUGAUGAGCUGAUGGGUCUGUGGGUCUCUGUGCAAAAUCUGCCCAGCUGGGAAGGGAGUCUCGUGAAUCUUUUUGCCCGCUUGGCCAACGACAACAUUGGAUAUGUAAACUGGGACCCUUACAUACCAAAGAUCUUCACCAGAAUUCUGCGGAGCUUCAAUUUGCCUGUAGGCACUAGUCAGAUGGUGGUCCCGAGGUACCUGACCAACUCUUAUGACAUUGGUCAUGUUGUCCUCUGGAUCUCCUCUAUGCUGGGAGGUGUCCAAAACCAAGUCCAGAAGCAGCUUAACGGCUUGUUCAGCAGCAUCGCCUCCUUCUACCAUCCUUCCAACAAUGGCCGCUGGCUGAUGAAGCUGAUGAAGCUGCUGCAACGUUUGCCAGCAAGUGUGGUGCGCCGGGUGCAUCGUGAGCGUUACAAGAAGCUCUGCUGGAUCACGCCCGUCCCCUCCAGCCACCGCCUCACUGACCAGGACAUCACAGACUUUGUGGAGAGCAUGAAACAGCCGGUUCUUUUGGCCAUGUUCAGUAAGACGGGGAGCAUGGAUGCAGCUCAGGCACUACAGAACCUGGCUCUGAUGAGGCCAGAACUAGUCAUCCCUCCUGUGCUUGAAAAGACAUACCCUGCCAUGGAGACCCUGACUGAGCCCCACCAGCUGACAGCCACUCUCAGCUGUAUGAUUGGCAUGGCGCGCAGUCUGCUCAGUGGUGGACGACACUACCCAGAAGGCCCUGCCCACGUCCUGCCCCUGCUCAUGAGGGCGCUGCCUGGCGUUGACCCUAACGAUUUCAGCAAAUGCAUGAUAACAUUCCAGUUCAUCGCUACAUUUACUACCCUUGUGCCUUUGGUGGACUGCUCCUCUGCCCUUCAUGAGCAGAAUGACUUGAGUGAGAUGGAGAGAGAGCUGUGUUCAGCCUCAGCUGAGUUUGAGGAUUUUGUCCUGCAGUUUAUGGACAGGUGCUUUGCACUGAUUGACAGCAGUACCCUGGAGCAGACCCGAGAGGAAACAGAGACUGAAAAGAUGACCCAUCUGGAGAGCCUAGUAGAGCUUGGCCUGUCCUCCACCUUCAGCACCAUCCUCACACAGUGCUCCAUGGAGAUAUUCAAGGUGGCUCUUGAGAAAGUUUUCAACUUUGCCACUACCAACAUCUUUGAGACUCGUGUGGCUGGACGAAUGGUAGCAGAUAUGUGCAGAGCGGCCUCUAAGUGUCACCCUGCUGAGUCCCUGAAACUGUUUGUGCCACACUGCUGUAACGCUAUCCUUCAGAUCACUGCCAAUGAGGAUGUUUUGAAUGAGGAGGAACUGGAUAAGGAGAUGUUGUGGAACCUCCAGCUGCUGUCUGAGGUGACCCGGGUGGACGGAGAGAAACUGCUCCCUUACCGCACUCAGCUGGUCCAGAUCCUGCAGUUGACCUUGCGGCUACGCUGUAAGCAAGGCUACACUCUGGCCUGCAACCUGCUGCAUCACAUCUUGCGCUCCACUGCCCUCACAUACCCCACUGACUACUGCAGUGUUCCAGGUGGCUUCAACAGACCUCUGAACCAGUAUCUACCCAUUAAGGACUGGGGUCGUCCAGGUGACCUUUGGAACCUGCAGGUCCAAUGGCAUGUGCCCAGUACAGAAGAGACAGCUUUUGUGUUCUACAUCCUGGACCUCCUGCUACAGCCAGAGCUUCAGCGCCUGCAGAGAUACGCCCAGGGCGAGCAGAACAUGAGCAGGGAUGAUGUUUUGCAGAGUCUCUCCAUUGUACAGCACUGCUUAUUGGGAGCUGGCUGCAUGUUACCCCCUCUGAAUGGACCACCUGUCACUGGCCUAGUUCACAGCAUGGUCAGCUUGGACGAAACUAAGCUCUUCAUUGGGGUUGACUAUGAUGUGUCCAGAGAGAACUACAGAGAAGCCAUCUGUAAAGUAAUGAGACAGCUGUUGCAUUACAUCCUGGAACACUCAGAGGAUGACACAAAAUCCCUUUUUGCCGUCAUCAAGAUCAUAAAUGACCUAAUGCAUUUCAAAGGCUCUCACAAGCAUGAGUUUGACUCGCGUUGGAAGAGCUUCACAUUGGUUAAGAAGUCUAUGGAGAAUAGGCUUCAUGGAAAGAAACAGCACAUUCGAGCCCUUCUCAUUGAUCGAGUCCUUCUGCAGCAUGAGAUGCGUAAACUGCUAGUAGAGGGCUGUGAAUACAAAACUGUUCACCAAGAUCUUUUGAGGGACCUUCUACGUCUCUCUACCAGCACCUACAGUCAGGUCCGCAGCAAAGCACAGAGUGUUUUAUUCAAUGCUCUGGGUACGUAUAACUUCUGCUGCCGAGACAUCACCCCUCGGGUGCUGGAGCUGCUGGAGCCCACACGGAGCGAUGUAACUCAGCAACAGUUCAAGGGUGCUCUGUACUGUCUGCUGGGGAACCACGGCGGUGUGUGCCUGGCUAACCUGCAUGACUGGGACUGCAUUGCUCUGACCUGGCCAGCUAUGGUCCGCUCAGGCCUCAGUGCUGCCAUGUCCCUGGAGAAACCCUCUAUCGUCAGACUCUUCGACGACCUCGCAGAUAAAGUCCAUCGUCAGUAUGAGACUAUUGGCAUCGACUUUACGAUGCCGCAGAGCACGCUGGAACUGGGCUUGAAGAUUUCACAGUCAGGCAACCCGGCUCCUAGCAUAAACCUCCCGUCAGAACAGGAGCUGGAGAAGGGACUCACUCUGCAGCAGGCCAAAAAUCUGGAUGCUGUACAGAAAUACGAAAAACUGGUGAACGACCUCUUAGAGUGCCUUGAUGACAGGAACCUGCCUUGGAAGUUUGAGCACAUUGCCAUUGGGUUCUUAUCUCUGCUGCUGAGAGAUGAUCAUCCUCUCCCUGCUUCUGCAGUGCACUUUUUUGUCCGGAGUCUGAAUCACGAUGCACUCAUCGUGCGAAAGGUGGCAAUUUCUGCUGUAGCUGGCAUACUCAAGCAGCUGAAGAGGCCACGCAAGAAAAUGGCCAUCAUACCUGGAGACGUCUGUGGAGUAAAGGAGGUGGAGGGUCUGGUAGCUGGAGACAGACCAGGUAAUAACUGGCUUCAGUACCAUGCUGAUACAUUGCCACGCACCGACCAGGACUGGGACAACUACCGCUUUGUGGAGAAGACUCACUGGGGCUACUACUGUUGGCCAAAAAAGCUGAUGUUGUAUGCUCCUUUGGAGGAGCAACCAAAAGACCUGACCCCUGAGGAGAUGAAUGAGAGCGAGAAAAUCAUCUACGAGCAGUUUUCAAACCCCACGUUCAUCAGCCAGCUCAUCGAGUUCUUGUCACUGGAGGAUCGCAAGGGCAAAGACAAGUUCAACCCCCGCCGCUUCUGUCUCUUCAAGGGUCUGUUUAGGAACUACAGCGAUGCCUUCCUGUCUGUGCUUAAACCUCAUAUGGAGCGCUUGGCAGGCGACUCCCAUGAGAGCACUCAGCGUUGUGUGGCUGAGAUCAUCGCUGGCCUGGUGAGAGGCAGCAAGCACUGGAGCUACAAGCAGGUUGAGGCGCUGUGGGAGUUCCUGAUUCCUUUAAUGCGAACAGCGUUAUCUAACAUCACCGUGGAAACCUACACUGAUUGGGGCACAUGUGUAGCUACUGCCUGCGAGAGUAGAGACCCCCGGAAGCUGAGCUGGCUGUUGGAGAUGCUGAUGGAAUGCCCCCUUAGUGGAGAAGGAGGCUCAUUUGUCGAUGCCUGCCAUCUGUAUGUGCUGCAGGGUGGUCUAGCUCAGCAGGAGUGGAGGGUGCCGGAGCUGCUGCACAGGCUUCUCAUGUACCUGGAACCAAAACUCACCCAAGUGUACAAGAAUGUGCGAGAGCGCAUCGGCAGUGUGCUGACCUACAUUUUCAUGCUUGAUGUCACCCUCCCGAACACACUGCCCACCAAGUCACCUCACCUUGCAGAGUUUACUGAGAGGGUUGUGUCUCGUCUGAAGCCUCUUCUGGAGGGAGAAGAGGAGAUUCAGAAUCAUGUGGUGGAAGAAAACGGAGUGGGCGAACAGGAUGAGAGGACACAGGCCAUCAAAUUGCUCAAGACCGUACUGAAGUGGCUGAUGGCUAGCGCUGGCCGCUCAUUCACUACUCCAGUAGCCCAGCAGCUCCAGCUUUUACCUCUGCUGUUUAAGAUUGCCCCAGUGGAGAAUGAUGACAGCUAUGAUGAACUAAAGAGGGAUGCUAAGACCUGCUUGUCUCUCAUGUCUCAGGGGCUCCUCUAUCCGGAACAGAUCCCUCUGGUGCUCAAGGUUCUGAAUGAGAUUGCAGGCAGCAGCUCCUGGCAUGCCCGCUUCUCCGUGCUGACCUAUCUGCAGAUAAUGGUCUUUUACAACUUGUUCACAAUGCUGAGUAAUGAGCAGGCCGUCCAAGGGGUUCGAGCAGUGGUGCUCAGAUUACUGGAAGAUGAACAGCUGGAGGUCCGGGAGAUGGCUGCCACCACACUCAGUGGUUUCCUACAGUGUAACUUCUUGACUAUGGACGUCUCCAUGCAGACGCAUUUUGAGGCUCUUUGCAAAACUAGGCUGCCUAAGAAGAGGAAGAGAGACCUGGGUUCUGUUGUGGACACCAUUCCCUCAGUUGAUCUGGUGCGGCGUCAUGCAGGAGUGCUGGGUCUCAGUGCUUGCAUUCUGUCCAGCCCAUAUGAUGUCCCCACAUGGAUGCCCCAGCUGCUCAUGGACCUCAGUGCCCACCUCAAUGACACACAACCCAUCGAGAUGACUGUGAAGAAGACUCUGUCAAAUUUCCGCCGGACUCAUCACGACAAUUGGCUGGAGCAUAAACAGCAGUUCACAGAUGACCAGCUGGUGGUUCUCACUGACCUGCUUGUGUCACCCUGCUACUACGCCUAGAUGAAAUGGAAUGUGGUCUUACUGGAACAUUAUUCUUUGGAAUGAUUUGACUCUUCUGUUGUUGAGAAAGUGUGGACUGAGAUGCACACAGCAGGUAGGGAGAGGGAGGACAUAGGUUGUGGGGGGAUUUGGGGGGGGGGAGGGUAAAAACAUGGAGAAGAAGAGCAAAGCAAUACAUUGAGUUUAGGGAGGGAGCGGGGAGGGGGGUUCUGUACGUACUGUAUGUAUGUAUUAAACCCACGUUUUGCAUUUCUACUAUACUUAAUAUUUAAGGUUUAUCAGCGCAGGGAUGAAAGGCCUGCAGUCUGUAAUAUUAUUGUACAGAUAGAUUUUUUUUUUCCUUUUCCUGUAUGAGUGGAAGCGUGUGGACAUGUGUGAUGAAGGACAGGCUUCCUGUGAAUCUGGUCUCCCACUCAAUUCUCUCUCCCGGCCAUUCACUGAACAGAGGUUGCCAAUGUCUGGUCUCUCUUUUUUUUUAAUUAGGAUAUUUGAAGACAUGGUCAUUUUUUGAGCUGGUGAGCAAUCAGUUCAAUUCUAUAAUGUUAUAUUUCACUUCUUUCACCUAGCUCCUCCUCAUUCGGUGAAGCCAAAUGAGGCUAGAGUCCAGCAGCUCAUUUAAUGAGUCAAACUCAUGUAAUGAAACCUUCCUGCUGAAGGUGUACUCUGGGACAGAUGUUGGGAACCUCCAGCACCUGACUCUGGGCCGAGCUCCUGUGCACCAGCAUCACCUCAGAAUGGACGUUUCCGUUUAGUGUUGCUGCUUUUUUUUUUUUUAAUGACCGGUUGCCCUGGCCUGUCUGAUGGGACUCAGACAGAUGGCUGUUGCGUAUCACUCAGAUCACAUGCCAUGAUAAGUCCUGUCCUGUUUGUGUAUUUAUAUAUGUAUAUGUGUAUGUAUGUACUGUACAUAUGCAUUUAUCUAUGCAUAAACGUAUUAUACGUUAAUUCAGCUAAAAAGAAAAAAAAAAGUUCUGCUGGAUAAAAAGAGAAAAAAAAAAGAAGAAGAAAAGAACCAGCCAGGAGUGAGUGGAAGUGUGAGUGUGUGUUUGUAGUGGUGAGUUCAUGAACAGAUUUGAAGUGCAUGUGCAUGUUAGGGUGUGUGUGGGGUUGUGUGAAUGUAGAUCUCUGUCUGUCUGUCUGUCUCUCAGUCUGUGUGUGUGCGCGUGAGCAUGUUCGUAUUUUUAAUUUGAUUUAAGGUUGCGAUUGCGUGUCUGCAGUGUUACUCGGUUACUUAUGUGGCAUGUGACUGGGGAACCUCCAUAGACGUGUGUACACACACAAACACACACACAUGCACACAGACACACACAUUAUUCUUCUCGUUCUACCCCGUACUCCAAGCCUAACAGACUUUAAGCAGUAGUGUCCUCUGAAGCGUACAUUUCACACACCCUUAAAAAGCUUCAGAUAACAUCCUUCUAACUCCAGUUAGGAGUGCACCCAGGAUAGUUCUGUUCUGCAUUAUGGGAUGUCCAUAACAGAACCACUGUGUAGCUUAGUGCCAAAACUGCAGUGAUUUUUCUCUAUUUUUUUAGAUGUAUUGUUUGCUUGUUUUACCCAAGAAAAAAAAGCCAAUAAAUGUAUUUUGUUUUUAACAAA